AUGAAAGGGCAAACUCGAUUUGGUGUCAAGGGUAAGUUGGCGCCAAGAUAUGUUGGGCCAUAUGAAGUUCUAGAGAAAAUAACGUAUCGGGUGGCCUUACCACCAGUUAUGGAGCAUAUGCAUAAUGUCUUUCAUGUCUCUAUGCUUCGGGAUUAUCUGAGGGAUCCGUUACAUGUGAUUGAGCCGACCUAUGUACUCCUAAAGGAUGAUUAUACUUACGAGGAGAGGCCUAUUCAAAUUGUGAACUGCAGGAUUAAAAGACUAAGAAACAAAGAAAUCACGUUAGUGAAGGUAGAUUGGCAGAAUCAUGGGGGAACCUAUGCAACCUGGGAAACGGAAGAAGACAUGAUGAAGAGAUAUUCGAAUUUGUUUCCGUUGGACCUAAUGUUACUCCGAAAUGAAGGUAAUUCGAGUUUGGAGGACCAAAAUCUUUUAAGAGGGGAAGACUAUAACAACCUCGAUCCUUGA
Molecule: messenger RNA, 468 nt
Organism: Camellia sinensis
Lineage: Eukaryota; Viridiplantae; Streptophyta; Magnoliopsida; Ericales; Theaceae
Source: RefSeq, a predicted model, not a curated record